GUCGAACGAGGCUGGCCUUGUAAGGAACGGAAAGUGAGGGAGGCGCCGAGGCUGUGGCGGCUGCUGCGCCAGGCUCGGCGGCGGCGUUGGCGGCGGCGACAGCGUAGGCCCGACCUCUGGUGUCUGUCAGCUCGCUCCGUCCCCUCAGCAUUUAUGGUUGCAGUGACAAUGAAGAAGAGAAGUGACUCAGAAUGCACUGCCCCCCUCAAGAAGCAGAAAAGAGUUGGAGAGCUUGCCCGGCACCUCAGCUCCACAUCUGAUGAUGAACCUCCCUCCUCUGUCAGUCAUGCAGCAAAAGCAUCUGCUACAAGCCUUAGUGAAUCUGACAGUGAGACUGAGGGGAAGCAGACCUGCUCUGACACUUUCAAAGAUGCCUUCAAAGCAGACUCCCUCGUGGAGGGUACCUCUUCUCGCUACUCCAUGUAUAAUAGUGUCUCCCAGAAACUUAUGGCCAAGAUGGGCUUUAGGGAAGGUGAAGGAUUGGGUAAAUACAGCCAGGGUCGGAAGGACAUCCUUGAAGCCUCCAAUCAGAAAGGUCGACGUGGCUUGGGUCUGACACUGCAGGGCUUUGAUCAGGAGCUGAACAUCAAUUGGCGGGAUGAGCCGGAGCCCAGUGCCUGUGAGCAGGUGUCAUGGUUCCCAGAAUGUACUACUGAAAUUCCUGACACCCAGGAAAUGAGUGAUUGGAUGGUUGUGGGAAAGAGAAAGAUGGUUAUUGAAGAUGAAACAGAGUUUUGUGAUGAAGAGCUGCUUCACAGUGUGCUGCAAUGUAAGAGUAUGUUUGACAUCCUGAAUGGGGAGGAGAUGAGACGAGCUCGGACCCGAGCCAAUCCGUACGAGAUGAUCCGAGGAGUCUUCUUCCUCAACAGAGCAGCGAUGAAGAUGGCCAACAUGGAUUUUGUGUUUGAUCGUAUGUUUACAAAUCCCUUGGACUCUCAUGGGAAGCAAUUGGUGAAGGACUGGGACACUGACCUUCUGUACUUCGCUGAUGUCUGCGCAGGCCCAGGUGGCUUCUCAGAGUAUGUGCUGUGGAGGAAGAAGUGGCAUGCAAAAGGCUUUGGGAUGACUCUGAAGGGCCCUAAUGACUUCAAGCUGGAGGACUUCUACUCAGCCUCCAGUGAGCUCUUCGAGCCCUACUAUGGUGAGGGUGGGGUCGAUGGAGAUGGAGAUAUUACCCGCCCAGAAAACAUCACUGCCUUUCGGAAUUUUGUCCUGGACAACACAGAUCGCAAGGGUGUCCACUUUCUGAUGGCGGAUGGGGGUUUCUCUGUAGAGGGGCAGGAGAACCUGCAGGAGAUCCUCAGCAAGCAGCUGCUGCUCUGUCAGUUCCUCAUGGCACUGUCUGUUGUCAGAACAGGAGGCCACUUCAUCUGCAAAACUUUUGACCUCUUCACGCCCUUCAGCGUGGGGCUCAUCUAUCUACUCUACUGCUGCUUUGAACGUGUGUGUCUCUUCAAGCCCAUCACCAGCCGGCCUGCCAACUCUGAGCGGUAUGUGGUGUGCAAAGGCCUGAAGGUGGGCAUAGAUGACGUGCGGGAGUACCUCUUCUCAGUGAAUAUUAAACUUAACCAGCUGCGGAACACUGAAUCUGACGUCAACCUGGUGGUUCCCUUGUCGGUGAUCAAAGGAGACCAAGAAUUUAAUGACUACAUGGUGCGAUCUAAUGAGAGCCACUGUAGUCUGCAGAUCAAAGCUCUGGCCAAGAUCCAUGCCUUUGUCGAAGACACGACUCUGAGCGAGCCUAGGCAGGCUGAGAUCCGGAAAGAAUGCCUCCAGCUGUGGGAGAUCCCAGAUCAGGCUCGAGUUGCUCCUUCUUCUUCAGACCCAAAAUCUAAGUUCUUCGAGCUAAUCAAGGACAUGGACAUCAAUAUCUUCAGCUACAAGCCCACACUGCUGACUGGCAAAACCCUGGAGAAGAUCCGUCCUGUGUUCGACUAUCGUUGCAUGGUGUCUGGCAGCGAGCAGAAGUUCCUUCUGGGCUUGGGGAAAUCCCAGAUCUACACCUGGGAUGGCCGCCAGUCAGACCGCUGGGUGAAGCUGGACUUGAAGACAGAGCUCCCCCGGGACACCCUUCUCUGUGUGGAAAUCGUGCAUGAGCUGAAAGGGGAGGGGAAGGCCCAGCGGAAGAUCAGUGCGAUCCACAUCCUUGAUGUCCUGGUGCUCAAUGGCAGCGAUGUCCAAGACCAGCACUUCAACCAGCGAAUUCAGCUUGCUGAAAAGUUUGUGAAAGCUGUUUCCAAGCCUAGUCGGCCUGACAUGAAUCCCAUCAGGGUGAAGGAGGUGUACAGACUGGAGGAAAUGGAGAAGAUUUUUGUCAGGUUAGAAAUGAAGCUCAUCAAGGGUUGCGGUGGCACUCCAAAGCUCAGCUACACAGGGCGGGAAGACCGGCACUUUGUGCCCACAGGCCUCUACAUCGUCAGGACUGUGAACGAGCCAUGGACUAUGGGAUGCAGCAAAAACUUCAAAAGGAAGUUCUUUUACAACAAAAAAACCAAGUACUCCACCUUUGAGCUUCCUGCAGACUCCAUUGCCCCAUUUGACACCUGCUACAAUGGCCGACUCUUCUGGGAGUGGUCAGAUGGCUUUCACAUGCGUGACUCCCAGAAGCCCCAGGACCCAGACAAACUGUCCAAGGAGGACGUCCUUUCCUUCAUCCAGAGGCACAGUCUUUGAGGACCUCAGGUCUCUGCCCCUGCUGAAUGCCAGGGCAGUCCCAAGGCAGGAUACUUGGCACCUAGUUCCUUCUGCCUCUUGGAAGGGACUGGGAGUGCUCUACCUGGCCCUGAGGGUGAGAGUGGUCUCCUCUCCAUCCCAUCUUGUGGGGCCUGUCUGCCUGAGAACUGUCUCCCUGCCAGGACUCAGCCUGAAUGAAACUGCUCCAGAGGUUAGUGCUCAGGACACCUGAGGCUAGUGUAGGACAUGUCAGAGUAGCAGCCUUUGUGCUCAGCCAUUCUCUCUGGGAUCUGUAGGCCGUUUUCUGAGUUCUACUUCUUGCCUCUGAGGGCAAUCAGGUCCUUGUUUUGCCCAACUUUUUAUUGGGCCAGCCAAGUGAGGAUGCCCAGGAACAGCUGUUGUAAAAUCAGUUUUGUUUCUUGCUCUGUUUUGAUGCCAUGUUGAAGAAGACUUUGGUGUCUCUUCCCCUGCCCCCCCCCCCCAACUCCAUCUUGGAGUUUCUACAGUGUGGACUGGAUAGUCACUGCAGGCCAGGAAGGAAUAUGGGCUUGGGCUCAACGUCUCAGACACCGGAGUCUUUGAUACUGGAUAUGACUGCCUCCUGAGCUGUAGGGCCUUCGUCCCACCUCUUUUGAUACAAACAUUGGGCAGCUUUUGGAGGGCAGGCAGCCUUGAAGACCUGCCCUUUUCUCUCCCCCCUAUCAGCAGUAACAAGGUACCUCCAGGGUUGGUGUAGCAUGAGCCCUCUGACAAUCAUGUGCAGCCUCUGCCUGGGCUUCCACAGAGUUCUGAGCUGGAGGUAAUUUUAGCGUCCUUUUCCUCUCCACUAGGAGGUACAAUCGUCUUUUGUGUCCCUAUGUGGUCACUCCAUUUCUUGGUAAAAGGGAGGAGGGACAGCAGCUUUGUCUGGGGGAGGGUACCUGUGGUUGUUUUUAAUGGGAAAUACCUCUCAGAGAUACUCAUGUGAGCUCCCUAGGGCCCCAUGCCAGUGUCAGACUGGUUUCCAUGGAGAUAGGGCACUGAGGCGCCUGUGAGGUUGGAAUUGACUCCACCAUGGGGGUCCUUCAGCCAGCAUCCAGCCCCCACCCCCAAGCUGGUGGCAGCAGUGCUAGGACGCUAUAUUUCCACCCAAUUCUGGGUGUAUCAGUGUGUCUUGCAGAAUCUUGGAUCAUUAAAGAUAAACAUAUUUUUAA
Molecule: messenger RNA, 3866 nt
Organism: Nannospalax galili (Upper Galilee mountains blind mole rat)
Lineage: Eukaryota; Metazoa; Chordata; Mammalia; Rodentia; Spalacidae
Gene: Cmtr1
Product: cap methyltransferase 1
Exons: 24
Coding region: 154-2673 (839 amino acids)
Biological process (GO): 7-methylguanosine mRNA capping
Cellular component (GO): nucleus; cytoplasm
Molecular function (GO): protein binding; methyltransferase cap1 activity; nucleic acid binding
Source: RefSeq, a predicted model, not a curated record